AUGGAGGAGCAAAAGGAUCAAAAUAGCCGUGAUUCGACCGAGGGUGAGAACGUUUCACUCUCUCCGAAUAUUCCGUCUCCUCCGAUUUUGCCUCACCAGGCAGCACAGCAAGUACACAGAACCACUAACUUUUUUAUAGAUAAUAUUCUACGGCCGGACUUCGGUUGCAAGAAGGACCUUGUGAACCGGGAGCGGGCACAAACAUCGGGCAGAGAGAACGUCAACCCCUUGAUUAUAAGGCCAUCUCACGCAAGCAGCCUUUGCCAGGAUUCGAACUGUAGUAGUGACAGCACUUCAUCGUCUUCGUCGUCCUCGCCGUCCUCCAAGCAGACUCCGUCAAAGCUUGUCGAGGGGAGUGGAAGUACUACACCAAGAUAUGGAGAAAACGCAACGUCGAUAACGGUUGUGAAUUCUAGUAAUGGAGGAUCUUCGUCUGGUUUUAAAGAAUCACAGCCGCUUCUUUGGCCUGCAUGGGUGUACUGCACGAGAUAUUCAGACAGACCAUCAUCUGGCCCAAGGACACGAAAAUUGAAAAAGAAGAAAAGCGAGAAAGAAGACAAGCGACCGAGAACCGCUUUUACGGCUGAACAGCUGCAAAGACUUAAAGCCGAGUUUCAGGCGAAUCGCUACAUAACCGAGCAGCGAAGACAGUCACUGGCACAGGAACUGAAUCUGAAUGAAUCGCAAAUUAAAAUCUGGUUUCAAAAUAAGAGGGCGAAAAUUAAAAAAGCCAGUGGCUACAAGAACGGCCUGGCCCUUCAGCUCAUGGCACAGGGACUGUACAACCAUUCCACUACCACCAUUCAAGAGGACAAGGAUGAUAGCGAAUAG
Messenger RNA from Chanos chanos (milkfish), 831 nucleotides. RefSeq names its product engrailed homeobox 1b (gene en1b). Gene Ontology annotation, biological process: neuron differentiation; regulation of transcription by RNA polymerase II; multicellular organism development. The transcript is spliced from 2 exons. The coding region runs from base 1 to 831 and encodes 276 amino acids. Gene Ontology annotation, cellular component: nucleus. Lineage: Eukaryota; Metazoa; Chordata; Actinopteri; Gonorynchiformes; Chanidae. Gene Ontology annotation, molecular function: DNA-binding transcription factor activity, RNA polymerase II-specific; RNA polymerase II cis-regulatory region sequence-specific DNA binding. The record is from RefSeq and is a predicted model, not a curated record.